AUGGCUCCCGCACUCGUCGACACAGUCUUUCAUGAGCAGUCGGCAGUCGACUUCAAGUCGCAAGCCGGCCAAUACAAGGAAGCCGCGUUUGGUGGACCCAAGCUAUACAAGAAGGAACUCGAAUUGAGGGGUUCUGGCGAGCAUGCGCCAGCAAGAUACCCCAACUACCUCCCAGUGUGGGACUUCGAGAAGAAGUACCCCCCUCUUGAGCCCUUCGAGCACUACGAGCAUGGUAAAGAUGCCGACGCAUCGUUCUCAAACCUCUUGAAGGACGCCGAGAUUGUGGAAUUGACUGCGAACAUUGGUGCUGAGGUUCGUGGCGUGCAGCUCAGCAAGUUGACUGAUGCUGGCAAGGACGAGCUUGCCUUGUUCGUCGCUCAGAAGAAGGUCGUAGCUUUCCGUGACCAGGACUUUGCAGAUCUUCCCAUUCAGGAUGCUCUGAAGAUUGGUGGCUAUUUCGGUCGGCAUCAUAUCCACCCAACAUCAGGAGCGCCAGAGGGCUUCCCGGAAGUUCAUCUCGUCCACCGCGGAGCUGACGACACAACUGCUCGCGACUUCUUCGAGGAGCGAACAAACUCGAUCACAUGGCACUCGGAUGUCACUUAUGAGAAGCAACCUCCGGGCACCACGUUCUUGUACUUGUUGGACGGACCGGCAGCAGGGGGAGACACAUUGUUUGCCAAUCAGGCAGUAGCGUACCGAAGGCUUUCGCCUGAAUUUAGGAAGCGACUAAAUGGUCUCAAGGUUAUCCACUCAGCCGUUGAACAAGCCGACAACAGCAGGGAUCGAGGAGGUGUCGUCCGCCGUGAGCCUGUCACAUCGAUCCACCCGCUUGUGCGCACGCAUCCUGCAACUGGCGAGAAGGCACUAUUCGUGAACCCUCAGUUUAGCCGUCGCAUUGUUGGCUUCAAGAAGGAGGAGAGCGACUUCCUGUUGAACUUCCUCUACGACCAUGUCGCCAAGGGCCAGGACUUCCAGGCUCGCGUCAAGUGGGAGGCAGGUACAGUUGUUGUUUGGGAUAACCGGGUCACUGCACACUCAGCGCUAUUGGACUGGGAGGAUGGUGCGCGCAGGCAUUUGGCAAGAAUCACGCCGCAGGCCGAGGCGCCAUACGAAACGCCUUUCGAGGAGCAAAACAGCGGCGCCAUCGGCUUUGAAUACUGA
This is a messenger RNA of Didymella exigua CBS 183.55, 1164 nucleotides long. RefSeq names its product alpha-ketoglutarate-dependent taurine dioxygenase. Bases 1 to 1164 code for a protein of 387 amino acids. The record is from RefSeq and is a predicted model, not a curated record. NCBI's taxonomy places the organism in Eukaryota, Fungi, Ascomycota, Dothideomycetes, Pleosporales, Didymellaceae. Gene Ontology annotation, cellular component: cytoplasm. Gene Ontology annotation, molecular function: 2-oxoglutarate-dependent dioxygenase activity. The transcript is spliced from 2 exons.